AUGCCAUCCAAUCGAGCAGCCUGGUUGUCAGCUAAGUCCGCGCGACCACUGGAGGUCAAAACAGCCCCGUACACGCCUCCUGCGGCCAACGAAAUCGUCAUUAAGAAUGGUGCCAUUGCAAUCAACCCGGUAGAGUGGUCCAAACAACUGGUUGGAGACUUGAUGUUCUCAUGGAUCAAAUAUCCAUUUAUUCUCGGCAACGACCUCGCGGGCGCGGUUGUGGAGGUUGGUCAGGGAGUCACGCGCUUUAAGCCCGGCGACCGCGUCCUAGGCCACGCGCUUUCGAUGGAUCCCACCGUGAAUAAGAACUCCGAGGGCGCGUUCCAGGAAUAUACGGUUGUGCGCGCGAAUAUGGCAUCACCGAUUCCGGAAACGCUCUCCUACGAGGAAGCCUGCGUCCUACCGCUAGGACUGUCAACGGCCGCUUGUGCAUUGUUUCAAAAAGAUACUCUCGCACUCGACUACCCUGAUGCGUCAGCUACCACGACUGGUGAAUCUAAGAACACUGGAAACGAAGCGGUCGUGAUCUGGGGUGGGUCUAGUAGUGUCGGAUGCAAUGCUAUCCAGCUUGCCACGGCCGCGGGAUACAAUGUCUUCACCACCGCUUCUCCAAAGAACUUUGACUUCGUCGCCAGUUUAGGAGCCACCAAGGUGUUCGAUUAUCGCAGCAAGACAGUAAUUGCAGACAUUCUCAAAGCCCUCAACGGCAAGAAACCGGUCGGCGCGAUUGCGAUCGGGAACGGCUCGACGGAAGCAUGCAUGGAGAUUCUUUCCCAGGCCAAUGGAUCGAGACACGUUGCGCAGAUCAGUUUCCCGUGGCCGGAGAAAACCCCUACUACUACUUUGGCCCUUGUCGGUGCCAUCAUGGGCCUAAUGUGGUGGAAUUUCAGCAUCUUUAUCAAAUCAAAGUUCAAGGGCGUGACGGCCAAGUUCGUCUUUGGGAGCAGCUUGUACAAUAAUGAAGUGGGCGGGAUCAUCUAUGAUGAGUUUCUGCCCGAGGCAUUAGCACAUGGAAGCUUCGUGGCAGCUCCAAAGCCGUUAGUGGCUGGGAAGGGAUUGGAAAAGAUCCAGGAGGCCAUGGAUUUGCAUAUGAAGGGGGUUUCUGCUAAGAAAGUGGUUGUCUCUCUAUAG
This is a messenger RNA of Penicillium pulvis, 1131 nucleotides long. Its product is annotated as zinc-binding alcohol dehydrogenase family protein. The record is from RefSeq and is a predicted model, not a curated record. The transcript has a single exon. Gene Ontology annotation, molecular function: oxidoreductase activity, acting on NAD(P)H. NCBI's taxonomy places the organism in Eukaryota, Fungi, Ascomycota, Eurotiomycetes, Eurotiales, Aspergillaceae. Bases 1 to 1131 code for a protein of 376 amino acids.